Psilocybe cubensis is the source of this 1218-nucleotide messenger RNA. RefSeq lists its product as uncharacterized. Gene Ontology annotation, biological process: phosphatidic acid biosynthetic process. Bases 1 to 1218 code for a protein of 405 amino acids. The record is from RefSeq and is a predicted model, not a curated record. Gene Ontology annotation, cellular component: endoplasmic reticulum membrane. The transcript is spliced from 5 exons. Lineage: Eukaryota; Fungi; Basidiomycota; Agaricomycetes; Agaricales; Agrocybaceae. Gene Ontology annotation, molecular function: ATP-dependent diacylglycerol kinase activity.
AUGCCCUCUGUUGACCUCGACACUGCCACCACCAACGCACACGACCCCUCACAUCAAGCCCGCCGUUCCUCCCGUUCCACCCGCUCCCCGUCUUUGACCAGAGCAGCCGCAGCAUCCAGAGCUGCACCCACAUCUCCCACUGCCACUAAACGAUCGCCUUCUCCUGUCAUCAAUUUUAAUACUCCCCUUUCCACGGAGAAUCCGACAGGCGUGAAGAGCAUAACCCGCAAGGUCAUCAGACGACUGGAAGGGCUUGGACACUUGGAAAUGGUGGGAAUGGAUGUGCCAGUCACAGAGGAGGAGGAGGAAACCUUGACUCCCAGUGAGGAGCAAGAAAUUGAGACCGUUCUAUACGCUAUCGGCAAAGAGACCGUCAAGAAAGCGGAGGCAUUGGGCGAAACACAGAAUGGCCACAGCAACGGAAAUGGACACAUCAAGAAGGAAAAGAAGGAGAAACCUGAUCUCGAGAUACCUCGAAAGGUGUUGCAUAGCUCAAUAGGCUUCUUCACACUCUACCUGUAUGUGUCCGAGGGAGAUGUGCGGACUAUUGUUAUGGUGCUAUGGAUGGCUUUGGCUAUCAUCGUCCCUGCCGACCUUCUUCGUUUCAAUUCACGGCGCUUUGCUCGAACAUACGAAAAGGUCCUCGGAUUCCUUAUGAGAGAGUCGGAAAAGAACUCUAUCAACGGCGUCGUCUAUUACAUCCUUGGAGUGAACUUUGUCUUGUCCCUAUACCCGCAGGAUGUCGCUACUGUAGCCAUCUUGAUAUUGUCAUGGGCUGAUACAGCUGCGUCCACCUUCGGCCGCCUAUACGGUUCUUACAUGCGUAAACUCCCCGCAAGGCUUCCUAUCCUUCGCCUUCCGUUGGCUCCCCGCAAAUCCUUGGUAGGAUUCUUAGCAGCAGCAGCCACAGGCUCUGCCAUUGCUCUCGGAUUCUGGGGCAGCAUUGCGCCCAUGCGUGCAGGCGGCCAAGACUUAACGUGGUCAUGGGAUGAAGGUGUGAGGCAGGUGGCUCAGGGCACCGAACCAAAGGCGUUGGGCGGCGGUGGCGCCUUGGGAUUAUUAGCCAUUUCCAUCGUGGCCGGCAUUGUCAGUGGUAUCUCUGAGGCUCUUGACCUAGGGGCACUGGACGAUAAUCUAACAUUACCCAUAAUUUCGGGCGGCUGCAUUCUCGGGUUCCUCAAGCUACUCGGAAUUGCCGCGUCCUGGUUCUCCUCGUGA